Molecule: messenger RNA, 417 nt
Organism: Microbotryum saponariae
Lineage: Eukaryota; Fungi; Basidiomycota; Microbotryomycetes; Microbotryales; Microbotryaceae
Source: the annotation of a GenBank genome assembly
AUGAUCCGACCAUUGGCAAACAUGUUGUCCACAUCAACGCAGGCGGAGCUACCGACGCUUCUACGUACGCUGCCACCUGACUCUCCAAGACCAAUGAAAGGACAGACACUUUUGCCAAAAAAUGCCCCCCGUUCACUCAGGGCUGGGCAAGCUGCUGGAAAUCUCAAGAAGGCAAAAGCCUGGGACGACGCUGCUGGCAUAUCAAUUGGCGCAAAACGAGGUUGCAAAACACAGAGUUUGAAAGAGAAGAGGAUGGAAGAUGGCUGCAAUAAGCGGCAACGCGGUAUGAAAGGCGUGGUUGGGAGGCUGAAUAGUGGGGAACUGAGGCUGAGCAAGGAUGAUAUUAGGAGUGUGAUGGGAGGAGCUCAAGCAGGCAUCCGGCAUAGGCAGCACAAAGGCAGACCUCCCGUGUCUUGA